Molecule: messenger RNA, 2722 nt
Organism: Nerophis ophidion (straightnose pipefish)
Lineage: Eukaryota; Metazoa; Chordata; Actinopteri; Syngnathiformes; Syngnathidae
Gene: baiap2l2a
Product: BAR/IMD domain containing adaptor protein 2 like 2a
Exons: 14
Coding region: 132-1418 (428 amino acids)
Biological process (GO): actin crosslink formation; plasma membrane organization; actin filament bundle assembly
Cellular component (GO): nucleoplasm; cytosol
Molecular function (GO): protein binding
Source: RefSeq, a predicted model, not a curated record
CACAACAACCCGAGCAGCCUCCUGCACUUAUUCAGUCCAAUUCGGUGCAACUCUGUGGUUGCUGUAUGCUGACUGCCUGGAUGAGUUAAGACCAGGUUCCUUCCAGUUCAACCAGUGUGGAUAUUAUCAACAUGUCUACCCUUAAUAGCGACCAGCUUCAUCGAUCCACCUUGGGGAUUUACUCAAGCUUGAUGGAUGACUUCAACCCGGGCCUAGAGAAACUUGUGUCACUGGGACACGGCUACGUCCGAGCGUUUCAAGCUCUGGCUGUAAAGAGCGAAGCGUACUUCACUGCACUUUCACAGAUCGGCGAGCAGGCUUUUCACACCAAGUCCUCUCGUCCCAUAGGAGAUGUUUUGAUUGAAAUUGCUGAGAGCCAAAGGAAAGUGAGCUUGGAACUGGAGGGAGUAUUCCGUGGGUUCUCUGAGGACGUUCUCCAGGAGAUGGACAAUAACGUGAGACUGGACAAAGACUACAUAUCGGGCAGCAGAAAACAAUAUGAGAUGAGCGUCCACAGUCAGGCAGCAGUUAUGGACCGACAUCUAAGACGUGGAACUAACCAGGAUGAGUACAUGCAUUUUCUACGGGAAAGCCACGACGAGGCUUUGAAGGAGGAGGAGAGACGAUACCGCUUCCUGGCUGAGAAGCACUGUGGCCUCAUCCGGUCCUUCUCCCACCUCAUGAAUAAGCAUGGGGCUACUCUGCAGCACAAGGCGGACUCCUGGAGAGAAGAGGUGGACGCCACCAGGGGACCACAUGCUACAAGACCCCCCGCAGUGGAUCACACUGCACUUAUUAGACAAGAGAACAAGAAGAACAGAGAAGAGCAGCCUCUCGGCAACAUUCCUUCAAGGGCUCCGUCUCCUCAGGGAAGCAUUUAUCGCUCCACGGCCGAGUCAGUGGGGGGUGGAGUACGAUCCAUGAGGGCCCGGGUGGCCCAUCAGCCUAGUGGCUCCAAUCCAACCCUGCUGCACUUCAUCCGGGGAGAGAUGAUCAGUGUUCUGGUCCAGCAGCAGAAGAACGGCUGGUUUUACGGCCGUGCCGCUGGGAAAAAUUCACGGCAGGGAUGGUUCCCGGCCUCCUAUGUGGAAGAAGUAGAUGACCUUCCUAUGCCGGCUGACUCGGGUAGUUCCACUCCCCGGGCAAGAAGCAGCGUGAGCAGCCGCACGGACACGUCAAGAAGCGCCGCCCCGCCUCCGCCGCCGCCUCCACCACCAUCUCAGUCUUCAAAUAAAAGCUCCGAGAUGCAAACAGGCAUGUCGGACAGGAGGCCAGAGGCUUAUCCGGAAAAAAAGCGACCCCAGGAACAUGGCUCAAGACCCGAACUCUUUCCAAAGGGCACCAACCCGUUUGCAACAGUGAAGUUGAAGCCCACAUCCACCAACGACAGGUCGGAGCCUCGUCUGUAUCGCAAAUGACUGUAAACAGUCCAACAGGUUUGGGACUUCCAGCUAAGGUGAGGAAAUUGAAACAUAGAACACAGAUUGGACUCUACAUAAACAAACACGAUAUGUUUCAAUCCAUGAAGGUGUUUAAAUGUUUGAUUGUGCAAAUUUCCAAAAAAGUGCAGUUCCCCUUUAACGUUUUUGGCCACUGUAACAUUACACACAGUUUGAACAGUACCACUGUGUUUGAAUAUCCAUCCAUCCCUUUUCUACCGCUUAUUCCCUUUGGGGUUUGCUGGGGGCGCUGGUGCCGAUCGAAGCUACAAUCGGGCGGAAAGCGGGGUACACCCUGGACAAGUCGCCACCUCAUCGCAGGGCCAACACAGAUAGACAGACAACAUUCACACUCACAUUCACACACUAGGGACCAUUUCGUGUUGCCAAUCAACCUAUCCAUAAAAAAAAAUUAAACCUGUACUUUGAUCAAGUGAUUCUUUGGUGCACCACUAGAUAAGGGGUCUGCAACCUUAGGACUUAGACUUUGACAAACUUUUUCCAAUAAAGGAAAAAUAGUACAGAGCCACAAAACCGAAGACAGCUUAUAACUUUUAAAAUGUUUUUUUUUUUUGUAUUAAUUUUACAAUAAAACCAAUAAAUCAUGUGAAUUUUUUUUUUCUUCUCUUUUUCCCCCCACAAGUAUUCAUGGUUAGCUUACCCAAGGGUUUGCACACCGCAGAAGCUGAACUAAACACAGACUUCCAGUCUCUUUUACGUCUCUCCCUUGUGCCUCAGGACUCAUCCUGUGCGCAGUUUCACGGCCUCACAGACAAUUGGAAAUUAUAAAAAUGCUAGCUUUUCUCAAUUUGGGGUUAAAAAGAAAAUCUGAGGGAGCUACAACAAGAAAGCCAACUAGCUGAGGGUUGCAGACCCUUGCAAAAGAUGGAGCUUAGUUAAAAGGUAAAUUUAAAGUACCACUGAUAGUCACACAUGCAUUAGGUGUGGGGAAAUUACCCUCUGCAUUUGACCCAUCCCCUUGUUCCGCCCCAUGGGAGGUGAGGGGAGCAGUGAGCAGCAGCAGUGGUCACGCUCGGGAAUCAUUUUGGUGAUUUAACCCCCAAUUCCAACCCUUGAUAAUGAGUGCCAAGCAGGGAGAUAAUGAGUCAUAUUUUUAUAGUUCUGGGUAUGGUUCAUGUACCACAGUUUGAGAACCACUGGUGAUUAAAGUGUCCGCCCUGAGAUCGGUAGGUUGUGAGUUCAAACCCCGGCCGAGUCAUACCAAACACUAUAAAAAUGUGACCAAUUACCUCACUGCUUGACACUUAGCAUCAAGGGUUGGA